AAAACAAAGAGAAAGCAAAGAAGUUCCAUACCCAAGAUGUGAAGCAAUUCAAAAAUUGAUCAUUGGAGGGAAAGGAUUUUUUAUUUUGUUCAGUUAAAGGAAGAUCCUCUCCGGCUAAACGUGGCGGGAAAUGUCCGUGCAGUCCCCCACCUUAUAAAACCCUAACUCAUCCCUUACGAACGAUCUCUCUCUCUCUCUAGCUUCUCGGAAGGAGCGAAACCAUUUGUCUCCAUCGCCAGCUGCUUCAGCGAUUUCGCGAGUGGAGUUCGAAACCUAGGAUGUCCAUAUCGUGAGGCGAAAGAGAAAAAGUUGUUAAGAGACUUAUAUUUCAGUUUCAGAGUUUAGGGUUUCUUAUUGUCGGGUGAAUGGCCGAUGUUUUUGAAGAUGAAGCUGAGCAGACGGUUUCAAUUCAGGAGUACCUUAAAGGCGUCGAGGACCAAGAGUUGGAAGCGGAUUUGGUAUUGGGUGGGGAUGAAGGCAAAGAGUGCACCUAUAACAAAGGUUAUAUGAAGAGGCAGGCAAUUUUCUCGUGUUUAACUUGCACUCCUGAAGGGAAUGCUGGGGUUUGCACGGCCUGUAGCUUGUCUUGUCAUGAUGGCCAUGAGAUUGUGGAGUUGUGGACCAAGAGAAACUUUAGGUGUGAUUGUGGAAAUUCAAAAUUUGGGGAGUUCUUCUGCAAGCUUUUCCCAAACAAGGAUGUAGAAAAUGUUGUGAACUCUUAUAACCAUAACUUCAAAGGUUCAUACUGCACCUGUGGUCGUCUGUAUCCUGAUCCAGAUGCUGAAGAACAGGUGGAGAUGAUACAAUGCUGCAUCUGUGAGGAUUGGUUUCAUGAGGAGCAUAUUGGUCUUGAAUCUUCUGAGGAGAUUCCAAGAGAUGAGGAAGGGGAACCUCUGUAUGACGACUUCAUAUGCCAGACAUGCUCAUUGGUUUGUUCUUUCUUGACUCUUUAUCCUCAAACUAUAUGGGCAGUAGUCAGGCAGCAUGAUGCUACAGUAAGUAAUACAGAGGAGAAAGGCACUAUUGAAGAUCCAUCUGCUGUUGGAUUCGCUCAAAAGCUUGAGAAUGAUAUUUGUUCAUCUGACUCCCCAAAAUUGGAUUGUACAAUAACUAGUGCUGGCUCUGAAGCUCUAUCUGAUGAGAAGGUUUUGGGUCUUGGAGAAAAUACUGGUAAUAACAUAGGUUCGAGUCACUGCAUUCCAGAUGUCGAUGGAAGUACUGCAUGCAUUCUUGGAGUUGAUCUGCUGGCAGCCCCACCUACUGUAGGGAGGAGUAAGCCAAUGUUUCUUUCUAAAAACUGGCGGGAUAUCCUCUGUAGAUGUGAAAAAUGUACAGCUUUCUAUGUGGAAAAGUGUGUUGGCUUUCUGCUUGACAAAGAAGACUCAAUUGAGGAGUACGAAAAGAUGGCAAAGCAGAAGAGGGAAGAAAAGUUGCAGCAACAGGAGGGUGUUGAGUUAAAUUUUCUCAACAAACUUGGCCAUGUAGAGAAAAUGGAGAUUCUGAAUGGCAUUGCAGACAUGAAGAAUGAGAUUCAUUCAUUUCUGGAGUCCUUCGACUCAUCAAAGCCAAUCACCUCUGCCGACGUCAAGCAGGUUUUUGAGAAUCUUGAGAAGAAGCGUAAGCGUGUACUGUAAGUUAUCUUUGGUUUUUUAGUGUGGUUGCACCGCAUGCUUUAGGCAGCAGUUCUGGAGCUGAUCCAGGUUAACAUUCAGAAGCUUACAUAAUUUAAGACUUAAAUGUAAUAAGAAUGUUUCUUAAAUUGCUUGACUAGCUAAAACCAUCUUUGACAUAUAUUUGCUCAUUUUGUAUCAACUUGGUUUUUCUACACAAGGUUGCAAGAGCAAUGUUUUAUUAGGGCCAAAA
Molecule: messenger RNA, 1863 nt
Organism: Malania oleifera
Lineage: Eukaryota; Viridiplantae; Streptophyta; Magnoliopsida; Santalales; Ximeniaceae
Exons: 5
Coding region: 366-1634 (422 amino acids)
Cellular component (GO): cytoplasm
Molecular function (GO): ubiquitin protein ligase activity; zinc ion binding
Source: RefSeq, a predicted model, not a curated record